AUGGCGAAGAUCAUAGCCGCGCUCGGAGACCGUGCUUCACUUCUUGACGCGAUUCCAUCAACAGCAGUCACUUUCAGCGGACAAAACCUCAUAUCGGAAUACGAUCCUAUCGUUCUGGAAUUCGGCGCAUUUGGUGAGUCUACAGUAAACGUCUACCUCACUCAGGGCGUGAAGGGCGACACAAGAAUUCUUGCUCAGGAUUCUGAUGGGGAGCUGCUACAUUGGAAAUUCGGAGACCUCACUGGAAUAGACCUGGUGGAGCCUUUCGAUUCCAUCAUGCGUCUCGAUCAAGAAUUGCCCAGUCGAGGCAACAAAAUACGAUACCUGGUCCUCUACUACUUCAUGCUUGCUGAACACGCAGGACUGAUCGGAAAGCUAUCUGCGCCUUGGAAACAUGAGAGCAUGUCUUUGAUCGUAAAGCUUCGAGUCCACCCAGACGUCCUCAUCGCUAAGACGAAGGCUGCACCCGCUAUAGAGAGUGAAGAGGCAGCUGAUAAUGAUCAGUAUUCGGAGAAGAUAGCAAAAGCGACUACUGCUUCAGAUCAUUCUAGUUCACGACCCAAUAGUAGCGCUGAGGGACAAAAUCAGCCAACAGAGGGGAUGCCACCCGUGGACCUAGUCAGGUCGUAUUUACACACAGAACAAGAAGUUCCGCUGAGCUGUGGGGAUACAGCUCAAGAGAUGACCGGAUAUGAAGAGAUAAGUCUUGAGAGUGGCAAUGAAACCUACGUCUCCGCAAUGUCAAUUGCAAACUCUCGCGAUAGCUUCUCCGCUUCUUCACCUGCUCCACCAAUCUUGCCGUCAGCAGCAUCUCCAAAUGCACUACCUUCUGAUGCAGUGGCGCUAUCAGAUGCGGAGAUGAGUCCUGAAGAGCGGCAACAGCCAGAGACGGCCACUCAUGAGAGAGCGACUCCAGAGACGGCCAACACAACGGAUAGGUUGGCAGACAAGGAAGAAGGCGACUCACUGCAAGCUGAAGAGAUAGAGUCAGGAGUGGCGGAGCCCAAUCUGGACCAACGAUUCAUUCUUCUCAGGGGUGUGUCAGUAGUGAGUAUCUCAAGUGAUGAAGACGAGGCCACACAUCCAGAAGAAAAGUUCAAAGAGGAGACCUCCACCGCUCAAAGGGGAAACCCUGCGUCCUUUGGCCGCUCCGAAGCUAUCUAUCUGGGUAGCGACGAGGAGACUGUGCUGCCUGAACCUAUCAAUCAAGUCGUCGAGCGCACGCCAGAAAUUGGAGCUGCACCGCACCCACCCCAGCCCACCGCUGUCGACUCUGACAGCAAUGAGUUGCGGUGGCCUGGCGAUACGAAGAAGAGAAAACGCAGUCUUGCUCCUGUCAUCAGCAACGACGAUGAUGAUGAUGAUGACGAUUUAUUGGAAGCGGAUGGCAAUGCAUGGAAGAAGGCUUCUUUGGGACGAUCGGGCGGUAAGGGUACUUCAAAUGAAUGA
Parastagonospora nodorum SN15 is the source of this 1449-nucleotide messenger RNA. RefSeq lists its product as hypothetical. Lineage: Eukaryota; Fungi; Ascomycota; Dothideomycetes; Pleosporales; Phaeosphaeriaceae. The transcript is spliced from 2 exons. The record is from RefSeq and is a predicted model, not a curated record. Bases 1 to 1449 code for a protein of 482 amino acids.